This is a messenger RNA of Teleopsis dalmanni, 1441 nucleotides long. RefSeq lists its product as uncharacterized. The record is from RefSeq and is a predicted model, not a curated record. The transcript is spliced from 3 exons. Lineage: Eukaryota; Metazoa; Arthropoda; Insecta; Diptera; Diopsidae. Bases 380 to 1441 code for a protein of 353 amino acids.
AGUUGCUCUGUCGACACAUGAGGUAGCAAAUGUUUUAAAUUGUAGUUUGUUUCUAAAUGAUAAAAUUUUGUAGCGAAAGUUAUUCAAUUUGAGUAGUUUUUGACUAUGUGUUAUUGCAAUUAUCAGUCAUAAAAUUAUUUGUCAUUGCUAAUUCAAACUAAGCUGUAAAAUUCUAAGGUAAUCGUGCUUAGAAACGGAAGUCGAUUUCUUUAAAACAUUUGUUCAAACUUGGAUUCGAAGAUUUAAGGAAUCAUUAGAUUGCAGGUGCUGACCACUGCAGUUAAACAUAAUAGAGUAGUGUGCUCAGAAAAGCACCAAGAGUUGGUCCAAUUGGAUUUUUGUUAUAGUUACUUCUACCACAUUCCGCAAAGAAUUAAAAAUGGGUAAACCUCAGUCUGAACGACUGAAUAACGAUGAGUUUCUUAAGUUGAUUCCACAUCUUCAUGCAGAUGAAAUCAUUAAUAUCGAAAUAAAGUUGAGUGGAAUAUGGAAUCCAAUGGUUGCUAUUACAAGCAAAAGUCAAAAACCAAAUUACUUGAUUUGUAAUUUGUGCAAACAAAAUCUAAAUCUUUCUGAAUUUAAGAGACAUUUACAAAGUACUAAUCAUAUAGCUGCACUUCCAACUGUAGAGCAAUUUUUUCAUCCUUAUUAUACGUAUGAUAAGAGUUCAGAGAAACUGGCAAAGGGUAUUGAUGUAUCGGAUGAGGAGUUGAAAGAGGGAAUUGAUAAAGCAGUUGAAGCUAUUAAAAAAAUUGAUAUGAAAAAGUUUGAGAAACAAAAGAGUCUUGCUUUACAGUUAUACGAGGAGGAAUCAAUAAAAUUGAAAAGAAUUAUUACACAGCUUGCGUUAAAAACAGAUGCUAAAACUCCCCCUCAAAUCUUCGUUGACGUAACACUCUCUUUAACUGAGAUGUUGCAAUUAGAGUUUAGUGACCAGAAGGAUGUUUGGAAAAAAAUGUUGAUAACAUCUACACCAGCGCGUUUAAAUGGAAAUUACACUUGUGUUAUAUGUUCCAAAAAUUUAUCUGGAAUUAUAACGGUCAAUGCCCAUUUCAAUGGUUACACACAUAAAGUGGCACAGUUAGCUACUUUGGGAGUACGCCUUCGACAAAAGAACAAUUUAACUAAAAAUUGUAGUUACCAAUAUGAAACUAAGUAUUCUGUGCAAGUUAAUAAAACCGGAAAAGAGUUCUUUAAAAAGGAAGCGUUGGCAAAAAUUAAUGAAAGGAGUAACUUCAAAAAAGAUGAUAAACCCAAAAAUGAAAAUAAUGACGAAAACGAAGGUGGAAAGAAAGAUAGAUUUCUAGAUAGUAAUUCAAAGCUCCCAGCUUCAUUAGCAGAAAAGGCAAAUAUCUUAGCAAGAUUGGCAAAAACUAAUAUGCGAGAUGAUAAGAAUGAAAAACAUCUUAAAAAAAUUGCUGAAGAGGACCAUCAACGUUAG